Molecule: messenger RNA, 495 nt
Organism: Postia placenta MAD-698-R-SB12
Lineage: Eukaryota; Fungi; Basidiomycota; Agaricomycetes; Polyporales; Adustoporiaceae
Exons: 2
Coding region: 1-495 (164 amino acids)
Source: RefSeq, a predicted model, not a curated record
AUGCCUCUCCUGAUCUUCAGGCUCGUUGUUCUUGCGCUCUUCGGCUCCGCAGUUGUGGCUGGGUUAUCGCUGAAUGUCACCAUUGACGAUACUUUCGGGGAUCCGGUUACGGGGACACAAUUCGUGUACUCUCCUGCUGAUAAUUGGCAAAGCUCAUCAAACUGCUCAGAAUGUGCUUCGACUUUCGCCAUGGCCAUGGUAUACGAUCGCACUUGGACGCUCUCGACGCAUCCAGGGAAUGCAACAAUAUCCUUCUACGGCUCCGCGGUUUACGUGUAUUGCAUUGUCUCUGACCACGCAGCGAUGGCAUUCCUGAUCGACGAUAAAGUGGACGGCUAUUACAUCCAGACCUCUUCACCCAAUAGUACUGUGGAUUAUAACUACCCUGUAUACACGAGCGGAGACUUGCCGAUGGGACAACAUGAGCUCACUAUAAUGAACGGUGUAGUCAACUUUUCCAGCUUGGCAAUCCUGGAUUAUAUAGUCUACACGUGA